CAAAUUUGUUCAAAUACUCGAUUUUGAUUGGUCAACUCAAAAUACUAGAAAACGUUACUCGUUUUUCACCUGCUGAGUUUUGAAGCUUGAAAAGUUUAAACUUUAAAGUUUGUUUGAUUUCUGAAUAUCACCGGAUGAUGAUGGUGGUGGGUGAAAUAACGUGAAUCAUCUCCAUGUUGACUGUUGUCACUUGUACAGAACUUGGAAUUAAUUAACAUAGAGUAGAAAUGAACUGAGAAUUAUUAUUGAGAUGGAGAAGUAGAAUAAUUUUCAUCUUUCUAAUCGAGUGAAUCAGCAACAUGUAAACUGAAGGUGUAUGCAAAUAAUGAAGAUAAAAUUAACCAACGAACGGUAAUCCGUAUCUAUUUUGCUUUGUAAUGAAAAUUUUUGCAGCUGUCGAUGUUAUUUCAUUGUUAUGUCAGGCCAAGCCAAUCGUCAAUCGUGCAUUCGUGCUCGGUUCAUCGGUUGAUAUCGGUUUUUUUCGGAGAGAUUUAAUACUCCGGUAUCUGGAACCCAUCGCCUGAACGCCAGCUGAAACCUUUGUUUUCGUAGUUUUCGUUCUCGCUCGCUUUUUUGUUUUCUUUUGUUUUGUUUCUUCAUUACUUGUUCGUUUUUUUGUUUAACUCGUGUCGUUAACGCAUACAUUGUUGCGCCAAAACCUCAAUACGUUCGAGAGGAAAAGUUUCCAAAACUAGUGUAGAAUGUUCUAGUAAUGGUGUAGCAUUUUGGUCGUGUGUAUGUUCGGUGAGUGUUUUCGAAAAAGUUUCGCGAAUUUCAGCAUUCGUUGGACACUCGUAUGAACUUCAAAUCAAUCAAAGUACCAUCAAAUACUUUCUCUUCACUAGCCAGGAAUCCUUGUUACUGAAGUUACUGAGAAUCGUUUCAAAGAAAUCAAACUCAGUUCGCAUUUAUGACCGAAGAGAAGUAUCCCGUGUUCGUUUCGUAAACUAGAACGGUCACUAUCAAAUAGUCAAUUAUGAAUAUCGAAGAAUACCAUAACGAUAGCUUAGCUGGAUCUGAGGACGAUCUGGACGACGAUGAGUUAUACUGUGAAGAACACCCAAAUCUCGAAUGUUUCGAUAGAGAUACGUUGUUGCUCGAACAACGCCGUAAUCGCGAAUGUAAAAGAUGCAAAGCUAAUAACUACGAUGAUUACACGGGUACAAUAAAACCAGCGGUCUUCAGCGACGUACCCAAAUUAAUGGAAAUAGCUUGCGUUAGCAUAGCUGCGACUUUAUGGAACCACGUAAACGUAACCCGUGCCUUAUUCCACGUUAGCAGAAGAUGCGCUAGAAACAGCCCAAAAUGGAUAUCGUUAUUCGACAAAGUAGUCGGAUUAGUCGACGAGUUAUCAGUAUCACCAUCUUUAGCCAAAGAUAUCAAAAACCACGUACGCAUGUUAGGAAACGAAAUCACCGAUUGGGUAUCGUAUCAUUUCCGAAGCGUGUUUUUAAAACACGGCCAAGAUAAACACGUCUACAGUCUUAUCUAUCACAUUAUUUUACACCCGAAUGGCGCCAUCGAUUGCAGAGAAACCGCUCGAAACAUGUCAACGUCGCCUAGGUUGAGCGAAGUGGAAAAAUUCAAGUUCUUCGCCACCUAUUGCUUGGAAAACGAGAUGGUUCAAAUGUCUCCGUUGGUGCUGAUGAAUAAUUUCUUGGAUUUCGUUAAUUUCUCCGAACAUCCGUUGAUGUAUUAUUGGUAUUGUUAUUUUAAAAAUCAACUGUUCAAGAUACCUGUGCCGGAAAGCCUGUCUAUCGAUAGCUUUAUGUUCAGACACGCUAAAGUAGAUAAUUGGCCAUCGAAGGAGUAUUUUUUCGAUCGUCUGAGUUCCGAUGAUCAAGUCAGACAAGCUAUCUGGUUAAUAGAUAAACACGCCAUUACGUAUCAGAAGUUAAUUCUGGAUAAAUUGAACGAAACGCAGCGUCUUCUCGUGCACAUGGAACGUCCGAUUAAAAUCGCAUCGUACUAUGCCCGAUCAGGAUGCAACUGGAGAGAUCUUCUUGCAACGUGGUACGAAAUCCGCAACUCGAUUGACGAAGAUCAAUUCGUUAAGAUAUUUAAAGAAUUGCUGAAAGCUUCUACCAUCGAUACCGUAUUAAGUGAGAUAUGGACCAGCGCAUCGAGCAAUUUUAAAACUCGAGUUUUGAAUAACGAUAAUCAUGGAAUCGUUGAAAACGUAUUGAACGCGUGGAAAUGGGCUAACGAGAGCGAAUUCAUUUUUACCAUGUUACAAGACGCCGAUUUGAAUACUAGACAGAGAAUCAUACGAAUGAAAUUCUUCACCGAUCAUUGCGACGAGUUACUCUCGAAUAACAACUUAUCGAUUAUGAAUCGUUUAAUAAAACUGUGCCUUCCCAACGUCGAAGAAGCGUUCGAAUUCAAGUGUAAUCUGGCAAUUAAUUCGAAAUGCGUUAAAGAUAAAUGCUUGACUUUUUACAGCGCCGGAAACAUCGAAGGUUUGAACGGUUUUCUAGCUGAGCUGUUAUCUACCGAUCACGUGAUUCGAUACAAGAAGGAUUUCUUGAUGUCUUCUUUGGGUAUUUUCAACGGUAUUAUCGCCAGGUUUUACCGAACCAACGUCAACUCGGCUGUUAUUUUUGCUGUAUGGUUCGAUAUUCGUGAUUUGAUCACUCGAGAGCAGUUCGUACUCGUGUUCGACGCAUUGUUAAAAGGAUCGAUCGACGAUACCAUUCCAACGACUGUUUGGAACACCGCCUGCGAUGAUUUUAAGCAUCAUCUUUUAAACCAACAACGUCACAUCAUCGGUGAAGUUCUACAAUCGAGGGAUUGUAACGAGCUCUUUUUCGCGAUGCUUCGAGACGCGAACGUCGACACCAAAAGAAGCAUUACAAAGCUGCAAUUUUUCCGAAACCAUUGCGAAAAACUACUGUCAAAUGGUAACUCGUCGGAAUUCAAUCGUUGUCUCAACCUGUGUCUACCCGAAGCUCAAGAAUUACUGCUGUUCAAGUACGAUAUCGUGACCAAUUCCGAUUAUGUGAAAGACCGUUGUCUGUCGUUCUACACGUCCGGUAAACUGGACGACAUGAACAAUUACCUGAGUCAGCUUUUAACGCCGGAUUUGGUUAUUCAGUUCAAAAGACACGUCUUGUCUCAGUCUGCUGGUUUUCUCAAAGAUUUGAUCUCACGUUUCGAGAAAACGACGACGAGUACUUCGGAUAUAUUCAUCACGUGGUACGAUAUUCGCAGCCUGAUCAGCCUCGAUCAAUUCCUGCUCGUUUACGGUUCGUUGUUCGAUACAAAAUUCAGAGAUUUUGUCAGCGGUUGUGAUCUGUUGUUCGCCAUGUUACUCGACGAGAAUUCCGGUAUAAUAAAAGAAAUCACGGCGAAGAAUUUCUUCUACAAUUACUGCGAAUAUUUAUUACUAAAGCAGAAUAUACCGGUGCUCGAUCGUUUGACAAAUUUUUGUCUACCGGAUACGCAAGAAUUGGCUCAAUUCAAACAAAUCCUGCUCGUUAAUUCUCCUCACGUGAAAGAAACCUCCCUCAAGUUUUAUUCCACCGGAAACACGAAAGGAUUAAACGAUUACCUCAAGUAUUUCUCAUCGCCGUAUCCGCACGUCGUUGCCGAAUUCAAGAAGAGUCUGCUAACUUCGCCCGAAGGGUUCAUCGUUUGUUGUAAUUUAAUCGAUUUGGAGCAACAUAAUUUACUAAACGUUGUUAUCGUUGACGGUUUAACCGACGUGAAUGCAGCUGUAGCGUUCAAGAAACUAUUGCUUUCUUCUCAGUCGGUUGUUUCUAAACUUCGAACUUUAAUCAUGUCGGGCCGUCUGGCAUCCGUUCAAAUUUGUAUCGAUCGUCAUCUCACAUCGAUCGAAGAUAUUGUCGCGUUGAAGAAGAAACUGGUCGUUAGUCCGAGUAACAUGAUACGUAAACUAUUGGAUAAAUUCGACGAAUCGUACUGCCAAGCUGUGUUGUUAUGGUAUUUCGGAAACGAGAACGCUGUUCAAGAGUUCAAACGUUUAAUGCAUGUAGAUACGAUUUUCGUCGACUUACUGAAAGAAUGUAUUUUCGAAAAAUUCGAUCGCUUGUUAACCAAUUGUAAAUUCAAGCCUUUGAUGUACGUACGUUUCGACAUCGUUGAUCGGUUUUUAAACUGGUAUUUCCAGUCGUCGGCCGCUGUGAAGGAAUACAAAAUGAAGAGAAUUUACUUCCAUCAGCAGAUCGACGUAUUCAGUACUCUGUUGAAAGCUAAGAAGUGUAGUCUGCAUUUGAAAGAGACGGUUAAAUGGUUUUUACAGAAUGACGUCGCUGAAAUGGAGAAAUUCAGGUCGAAUAAUCGGUUUUUAAAAAUUCGCGAAUUGACUGGAUUAAUUUAAGUGAUUUGUUCGUUAUUUUACAAAAAUUAUCAACUUGGAGUGAUUUUUUGAAUGUUGUCCUUUUCCAACAUUUGUUUGUUGUUUUUUUUUUGUUUUAGUUAGGUUUAGAUUUAAAAUACCGUUUGCUUUCUGAAAGCAUAACGACGUGUGGUUCAUUUCGAACGAUUUGUUUCUCAUUAUUUUAAUUUGACAGUAUUUUUUUUUAAUUACGUGAAUAAUUAAUGUAUAUUUUUGCCAUAACACCUUCGUAUAUUUCGAUUGGUGAAUCGAGUUUUUACUGGUAUUUUUAAUUUUUGUUUUUACUUCCGAUGUGUUUU
Messenger RNA from Planococcus citri (citrus mealybug), 4656 nucleotides. RefSeq lists its product as uncharacterized. Lineage: Eukaryota; Metazoa; Arthropoda; Insecta; Hemiptera; Pseudococcidae. The record is from RefSeq and is a predicted model, not a curated record. The transcript is spliced from 3 exons. The coding region runs from base 977 to 4339 and encodes 1120 amino acids.